AUGUUCAACACCAUCAACAACGUUGCUAAGGCCGCUAUUUCCAUCUUGGAGUCUACUGCUGGCCACAUUCACUGUAUCAUCCAGGUUAUUGUGGUUGAUUACAUGGAGCUUCUCAAGCUCCCAGAGUCUGUGGUCUGCGAGACCUUUGAGAAUGGACAAUCUAAGAUGAUCGAUACGGCUGAGCUCACGCACUUCGUGGAAGCCAAGCAGGCUGUUACUGCUGCCCUUGAAAACGUGAAAGAGGCCCUCCUUCAGCCUAAAUUGAAGGAGGCUGGGAUUUCUUUCCCAGUUUGUGAUACUAUUGAUUUGGUCAACGCGUUUACUAUCCGUUACCAAGUUACUCAUGAGCUCGUCACUGGUCAGCUUUGGUACCAGUGCAGCAAAAGGAAGACCAAUGAUUCCGCGUUGCGGAAGUCCAAGCGUAGCGUCCUGGAGGUUAUUGACUACCUUGGUAAGCUCGAAGCUAUCGUUGAAGGUCAACUGCUUCGGCUUCGUGCUGUGAAAGCUAAGAAACCAGUCAAGAAGCGAUUGACGCCUCGCCAGUUCUUGGACUCAAUGAAGGUCAAGACAGAAGACGAGACGAGGAAGGAAAAGGGUGCGCUCCUCAAAGCGGCCCGGGAAGCGGCGAACAAAAGAGUUGAUCUCGCUAUGAGAACUCACACUACGACCGUGCUUGCUAGGAAAGCUACAGGUAAAGCUGGGCAGCAAAAUGUCACUUCCACAGGUAAAGCUGGGAUAUCGAUGACUUCCCCUUCCUUCGGAUCCACCCCUUCUCGCACUACACUCCCCAUCUCUCCACCCUAUACCCCCCCAACGAGCCCCCCCUCCCUCCCUAUUUAUUCGGACUCGUUGGGUCCCAAGAGAACGGUGCCACCGACACCGCAAUUGAGGGAGACCGGUUUGAAGGCCACCCCUAAGCGCAGAAAAGUUACUGUGCUGGCCACUCCGGUUACCGCUGAAAAGCCCCGGUGGAGAUAAGAUGGCAAACCCCCCCUAAAAGAUGGAGGGUAGUGCGUGAAUAAAGGAGGUGAGGAACGGGCUGACGACGGUGAUAUGAUCCGUCGCUCAUCCUGUGCUGCCGGUUUGGUGCCAUUUGCGU
Saitoella complicata NRRL Y-17804 is the source of this 1099-nucleotide messenger RNA. RefSeq lists its product as uncharacterized. The transcript is spliced from 2 exons. Lineage: Eukaryota; Fungi; Ascomycota; Saitoellomycetes; Saitoellales; Saitoellaceae. The record is from RefSeq and is a predicted model, not a curated record. Bases 1 to 978 code for a protein of 325 amino acids.